Messenger RNA from Dermatophagoides farinae (American house dust mite), 1819 nucleotides. Its product is annotated as replication protein A 70 kDa DNA-binding subunit. The record is from RefSeq and is a predicted model, not a curated record. NCBI's taxonomy places the organism in Eukaryota, Metazoa, Arthropoda, Arachnida, Sarcoptiformes, Pyroglyphidae.
AACGACGUUAUCAUUUGUUUACAAACGCAAAAUGGAUCAUUUCUAAAUCAUAUUUUUAGUGAUUUAAAAUUUAAAAAUUGUACUUUUGGUAAAGAUCAUGAAUCCCAUUGUAUCAAGCAUGGACAAUUCGGAUGAUGACUAUGAUGAUUAUAAUCAUGAAUGUUAUUGUAAUAUUUGGAAUUUUUUUUUGAUACCUGGUCAUUAUGAUGAUGAUGAACCAGUGGUGGCCACAAUGAUUAAAAAUCUGUAUCCAAGAAGAUCGAAUUUUUCCAUCGAUGUUAAAGUGGUGACAAAAUCAUCGAUUCAUCAUUUCAUAAAAAAGGAAAAUAGUGCAGAAACUGGUAAAUUGUUUCGUUUCGAUGUUUAUGACAAAGAAUAUUCCGAAAUACGUAUUGUGUCAUUUAAUGAAGAAUGUGAUCGAUUUUUCGACCUUAUUAAAGUCGAUGAAUGUUUUCGUAUUAGUCGUGGUCAUGUUAAACCGUCAAAUAAACAAUAUUCAACACUUUCUAAUCCGUAUGAAAUAGUUACCACGAAUUCUACUGUCAUUGAACCAUUGAAAAUAACGGAACCAUUUGGUGAAUAUAAACGGAAAAUCAUUUAUAAUUUUAUUCGCUUUUCAUCAUUGCAUCAUCACGGUAUAGAUAGUGCCAUUGAUUUUAUUGGCAUUAUCGAUUCCGUUGAUCCAAUUCGAAAUGUUUAUGGCAGGUAUUCAGGUCGUAAUGUUUCACUUCUUAAAAUUUCUAUCUUUGAUUAUUCACUUUCACAUAUUGACGUGGCUCUUUGGGAUAAAAUGGCCGAUGAUUUUCAUGGAGAAAAAGGUCAAAUUGUAGCGCUGAAAAAUGUUAGAAUAAAACAAUUUAAUGGAUUAUCAUUAUCCUGUUCACCAUUAACAACGGUUACAAUUGAUCCAGAUAUACCUGAAGCUAUGAAUUUACGAAAUUGGUAUCAUAAUCAUAAUCGAACAAUCAUUCAAGAACUUUUUUACAUCAAACAAAUUAAACAGACAUCGUCAUUGUAUAAAAAUUUUGAUUGUUUAGCCACCAUUAUAUCAACAUCUGCAACGAAACAUCCAGCAUAUCGUGUAUGUCCUAGUGGUGAACAUUGCAAACGAAAAUUAUCAACAACCAACGAAGGUGAAUUAUUUUGUGGUUAUUGUGGAUGGCUUGAAUCCUCCAGUUUGAUUCAUUAUAAAUGGGGUCUCCGUGUUACCAUUUUAAUCAACGAUUUGACCGGAUCAUUGUGGAUUACUGUAUUUGCGGAUGUAAUCGAAAAAUUGUUGGGCAAAACAGCCGAAGAAAUAUCACAAAUGUCUUUAGAACAUUGGUUAAAUCUAUUCCAUUCAACAAUAUGGAUGCAUCAAUAUAUUUUCACCAUACAAAAAUCAAUCUAUCAAUCACGAGAUAAUUAUACUGUAAUUUCAAUCAAUCGAAACAACACAAAAAGACUUAUUGAUCGAUUACAAAAAUUGGAAUCAUCUACAUAACAAAAAUGAAACUUUUUUAUUUUCCUUUACCAUUUAAUAUUAUAUAUUUUGUUUGUUGAUUUUCUGUUUUGUUAGUUUUAAUAUAUAAUAUAUAUAAUUGUAUAAUCAUCAUAUUCGUAUAUACUACACAGAUAUCAUGUUUAUCAUAUCCUGCUCUAUAUAUACAAGACAAGUGCAAUUGUCCUUUUAAUUUGAAUACAGAAUGUGUGGUGAAAAUAAAAAACCAUUUCCCUUUUUAUCAAAUGAAUCUAAUGCACAAAUUCAUAUAUGCAGAGAUAUUUCAUUAAAAAAAAUUGAUGAUAAUGAAUGCAUACCACCAAAAAAAAUGAACAUUUG